This is a messenger RNA of Phytophthora megakarya, 864 nucleotides long. Lineage: Eukaryota; Oomycota; Peronosporomycetes; Peronosporales; Peronosporaceae. The record is from the annotation of a GenBank genome assembly.
AUGCUGAAGCCAAAGUUAAUCGAGACAGUCGUCAGCGUGAACGCGAUCACGCGAGCCGCCGAGAGACAACGACGCACACCGAGAGCGAUGGACGAAUCUAUCAUACAGCGCAUACGGUGUCAGAGGAUUAGGCAAGCUCAGGAUGAAGAGAAGUGGAUUGUGGAUCUGAAGAAGUACCUGGACGGGGAACGAGACUUCCUUCACCAUUAUCAUGCCAGUCUUGAAGGAGGCCAUCAAGGCGUCGGAAGGACAUACCGGAGGAUCCAAGCGCACUUUCACUGGCGUGGGCUGUAUCGCAGUACACAACGUUACGUGGGAGAAUGCACCGAUUGCGAAACCAGGAAGGGAAAGCCAACGGACCAGGGAGAAUCACCAGGAAAUAUCCAGGGUACAUACCCCUUCCAGAUUAUCUCCAUGGACCACAUUCCAUCGUUGCCAAAAUCGUUCAAAGGGAAAACCGAACUGCUGAUUUUGGGCCGACUUGUUCACCGGUUACCCAAGGCUGGCCCGUCGAGAGAGGCACAGGCAGUGGCUGAGAAUUACGAGGAAUGCGUCUUCCGUCGUUUCGGCGCAAGCGAAGUCAUCAGACAUGACCGGGAGCCUGGUUUUAUGUCGGACUUCUUCCGUGCCUUCAACCGGAUCGUGAAAAUGAGACCGAGCGCGACAAUGGCUUACCGCCCACAGGGGAACGGCAAGGCAGAGCGAACCGUGCAAACUCUGACACGAUCCCUGAAGGUGUACGUCGCAGACGUCAACCAACAAGACUGGGACGACUAUGCAGAGAGGCUGACAUUUGCGUUGAAGACGGCACAUGAUCGAGUGAGGGGAGAAACGUCGUUCUUCUUAGUCCAUGGAUGGGACCCG